AUGGCCGACGUGGACGUUCCCACUGCCAAUAAGGCAUUCGUGCCUCUUGAGAACAACCCGGAAGUCAUGACAAGCCUAGUCCGAGAACUCGGUCUCUCGCCUUCGCUUCAGUGGCAUGAUGUCUUUUCUCUGACAGAGCCAUCGCUCCUCGAGUUUCUACCCCGCCCCGCCGUUGCUCUUCUACUAGUCUUUCCUGUCACCGAGACAUACGAGAAAUUCCGCAGAGAAGAGGACGCGUCCAAAGAAGAAUACACUGGCUCCGGACCAGAAGAGGAAGUCGUCUGGUUCAAACAGACCAUUCGAAAUGCAUGCGGCCUCAUGGGACUCCUUCACGCUGUCAUGAACGGCGGCGCAAGAGAAUACAUCGUGCCUGACAGUGACCUCGACAAGCUACGCAACGCAGCAAUCCCUCUCAAGCCAUCUGAGCGUGCUGAGCUACUCUACCAGAGUAGGUCGCUGGAGAAUGCACAUGCCACCGCGGCGCAGCAGGGCGACUCAAGUGCCCCGGAAGCUGAAGCUGCGAUCGAUCUUCACUUCGUUGCCUUCAUCAAAGCUCAGAAUGGCGACCUCUGGGAAUUGGACGGAAGGAGGAAAGGACCUCUUAAGAGAGGAAAAUUAGGCGAGGAAGAUGAUGUGCUGAGUGAGAAGGGUCAAGAGCUUGGUGUACAGGCAUUUCUGAAGCGGGAGGAGGCGGCCGGAGGAGGUGAGUUGAGAUUCAGCGUGGUCAUGUUGGGCCCAAGCAUGGAAUGA
This is a messenger RNA of Cyphellophora europaea CBS 101466, 750 nucleotides long. RefSeq lists its product as uncharacterized. The coding region runs from base 1 to 750 and encodes 249 amino acids. NCBI's taxonomy places the organism in Eukaryota, Fungi, Ascomycota, Eurotiomycetes, Chaetothyriales, Cyphellophoraceae. Gene Ontology annotation, biological process: protein deubiquitination; ubiquitin-dependent protein catabolic process. The record is from RefSeq and is a predicted model, not a curated record. Gene Ontology annotation, cellular component: cytoplasm. The transcript has 2 exons. Gene Ontology annotation, molecular function: cysteine-type deubiquitinase activity.